Messenger RNA from Phaethon lepturus (White-tailed tropicbird), 876 nucleotides. Its product is annotated as putative PGM5-like protein 2. Lineage: Eukaryota; Metazoa; Chordata; Aves; Phaethontiformes; Phaethontidae. Gene Ontology annotation, cellular component: cell-substrate junction; cytosol; sarcolemma. Gene Ontology annotation, biological process: carbohydrate metabolic process; striated muscle tissue development; myofibril assembly. The transcript is spliced from 6 exons. The record is from RefSeq and is a predicted model, not a curated record. Gene Ontology annotation, molecular function: phosphoglucomutase activity. Bases 1 to 876 code for a protein of 291 amino acids.
AUGUUUCGUCAGCGGUGGUGGGGAGCGAGCUUGCAGGGAGCGAGCGCAGAGCAGCGGGAGCGGGCUGGUGUGUGGGGCAUUGAGAGGAAGAUCGGCAGAUUGGUUAUUGGACAGAAUGGUAUCUUAUCCACACCUGCUGUUUCGUGUAUCAUCCGAAAGAUCAAAGCAGCUGGUGGAAUUAUUCUAACAGCUAGCCACAGUCCUGGGGGACCUGGUGGAGAGUUUGGAGUCAAGUUUGAGGUUGCCAAUGGAGGACCUGCUCCAGAUAUAGUUUCAGAUAAAAUCUAUCAAAUCAGCAAAACCUUGGAGGAAUAUGCCAUUUGUCCCGAUCUCCGAGUUGAUUUAUCACGCCUAGGAAGACAAGAAUUUGAUCUGGAGAACAAAUUCAAACCUUUCCGAGUGGAAAUUGUGGAUUCUGUGGAUAUCUACCUCAAUCUCCUUCGAAGUAUCUUUGACUUCAAUGCGAUCAGAAAUUUACUGACCGGACCCAACCAGAUUAAAAUAAGGAUUGAUGCCAUGAAUGGAGUUAUGGGACCUUAUGUGAGAAGAAUCCUGUGUGAUGAAUUGGGAGCUCCCGCAAAUUCUGCCAUAAACUGUAUUCCUCUUGAGGAUUUUGGUGGACAGCCUCCUGAUCCCAAUUUAACAUAUGCAACUGCCUUGCUGGAGGCUAUGAGAGGCGGCGAGUAUGGAUUUGGAGCUGCUUUUGAUGCUGACGGGGACCGCUACAUGAUCCUUGGCCAAAAUGGUUUCUUUGUUAACGCGUCAGAUUCACUGGCUAUAAUUGCUGCCAAUCUGUCUUGCAUUCCAUACUUUUGUCAGAUGGGUGUCCGAGGAUUUGGCAGGAGCAUGCCUACCAGCACAGCCCUGGACAAGUAA